This is a messenger RNA of Stegostoma tigrinum, 1214 nucleotides long. It is a transcript of the gene pdcl3, whose product is annotated as phosducin-like 3. The transcript has 6 exons. Lineage: Eukaryota; Metazoa; Chordata; Chondrichthyes; Orectolobiformes; Stegostomatidae. The record is from RefSeq and is a predicted model, not a curated record. The coding region runs from base 223 to 933 and encodes 236 amino acids. Gene Ontology annotation, biological process: angiogenesis; positive regulation of gene expression; protein folding. Gene Ontology annotation, cellular component: cytoplasm.
GAAACCGGAAACUGGUGCCCUCCGAAAAGAAAUCCCCUGGACCAGCAGCAGUUUUCAAUCUACAGGGGGUGAAAUACAAUACAACAGGAGAGGAAUCCUAUCUGCCUCCGCGUUAUCGAGGGUGAAGCUGCAGUGGAAAAGUGUGCCGUGGGACAUUGCGAGAGAGAGAGAGAGACACACACCAGGCUGCUGUAAGCAGCGAAUCAGCAACAUCCCGACAGCAUGCAGGAUCCAAACGCAGACACUGAAUGGAAUGACAUUUUACGGAAAAAGGGCAUCCUCCCUCCCAAAGAGGAUCCAACUGAGGCAGCAGAGGAGGAGCUCAUUCAGCACCAGAAACCGGUUGUUAAAACAUAUGAAGACAUGACUCUUGAGGAGCUAGAGGAGAAUGAGGAUGAAUUCAAUGAAGAAGAUGAAAGAGCCAUUGAGAUGUACAGACAGCAACGGCUAGCCGAGUGGAAGGCAAACCAGAUGAAGAUGAUGUUUGGGGAGAUUUUGGAGAUCUCUGGGACUGACUAUGUGCAGGAGGUGACUAAAGCUGGCAAGGAUGUAUGGGUAAUACUGCACCUUUACAAACAGGGGAUACCUCUUUGUGCCUUGGUAAAUCAACAUCUGAGUGAACUAGCAAGGAUGUUCCCAAAGACUAAAUUUAUUAAAGCAAUAUCCACAACCUGUAUACCCAACUACCCUGACAGGAAUCUGCCAACAAUAUUUGUUUAUUAUGAUGGAGAGAUCAAGGCACAGUAUGUUGGACCCUUAGUAUUUGGAGGCAUGAAUUUAACAAAAGAUGAACUGGAAUGGAAACUGUCAGAUUCUGGUGCAAUCAAAACUGAACUAGAGGAAAACCCAAGAAGAAAAAUUGAAGAUAAAUUGAUGUCAUCUAUCAGAACAAGUGCUGCAUUGAACAGCAGCAGUGAUUCAGAAGACGAUUAGUUAUUUAAAUACAAUGGGGUAAAAUUUCCAUUCUGAGUGCAUUUGAUGAUUCCAAUGCAGAUUACAUCCAUGUUGAAAAGACUGUCUUUGAGUUUCCAGUCACUCUGUUUCCAUAUCACCGAACACAAAAUCUGUUAUGAAUUAGGCAACAUUUUUAAACACAUUUAAUGUAAUUCAAAAUUAAAUUUCUCAAAAUAUUUGUGGUAAAUCUGUAAAGCUUCAUUAUUGCGUCUGAAAAUAGAUUUGUUGUUCAAAAAAUAAACAUUUCAAAUCAGCCUCAA